CGUCACUAUUUUUGUUGAAAAGAAGGAAGUGGAAUGUGACAAACUUAGAGUGGGCGCGCACCUUCGCAGAGAUGGAGGAGAGGAAGCUGAAGCGAAAGAGCCCCAGGCCGUCCACCACCCAGGCCACUGCCCCGGUAGCCGCCCGCAAAAACGCGGCGACCGGCCGGACUCUCGCCUUCAACGGCAUGGGGAGCCAGAACAGCCAGAAGGUGAAGGCUCGAAGAGGCAUGCGGGACAAGCCCAAACCACAAGGCCCGACAACAAAAAGCACCCAGCCCACCCCCAUCCAACAUUCGUUCCUCACUGAUGUUUCUGAUGUGCAGGAGAUGGAGAAGGGUCUCCUGAGCCUCCUCAAUGACUUUCACUCGGGCAAGCUGCAGGCCUUUGCUUGGAAUCCUUUGUUUCUGAAUGCAGGUAAUGAGUGUUCAAUUGACCAGAUGGAACAUGUGCGGGAAAUGCAGGAAAAGCUGGCUCGACUGCACUUCGACCUCUAUGGAGAGGUGGAUGAGAUGCCAGAGGACAAAAAGAAGCUUGCCAGCGAUAAGAACAUGGACAAACUUUUGAUGAACCUGGAAGAACUGAGUUCAUCAAUGUAUCCUUUCAUUAUUCUGAGACGGAUAUGCUCGGACACACUGGACUCAGACCCCACGCCACACAGCGUCCACAGUGUGAAGAGGUGGCGGAUGAACAGCAGAGAUGUCCAACCUGCUCUGGUCACAUCAGAGACCCGCUUCAGCGCCUGGACUCCAGUGUCCCACAGGCCAUCAAACCACCAGCUUUUCCAGGAGAGAACAACGCUCGUUUUACACUGGUUUGAUUUGUGGACUGACCGUCAAAGAAAACAGUUUAUUCAUAGCAUCCUGACCAGAUGUUCCAGAUCUCAGCUGAAGUUCACCAGAGACCGGUUCUUGUCGGCCGUUCCCGCCACCCACGCGGACUUCACUACUGUGCUGCCACGCUUCCUGUCCCUCUACGUCCUGUCCUUCCUAAACCCGCUGGACCUCUGCAGCGCCGCCCAGGUCUGCUGGCACUGGAAGUUCCUGGCGGAGCAGGACUGUCUCUGGCUGCCCAAGUGUGUGAGACGGGGGUGGUUUCUCCCCUAUACCCCUGGCGAGCGCGAGUACGGUUCCUGGAAGUGCCACUAUGUGGCGUGUGCACGCAGCCUGGACUACCUGACUCCGCGGGAGGCGGCCGAGGUGUACGGCACGCUCAACGAGCUCCUGGGAGACGCAGAGGAGCUGGAGGAGCGGAGGAGGGAGAGGCACAUCAGGCAGCUCAUCCGGGAGAAGGUGGCCGAGCAUAAGAGAGCCAUUCUAAUGUCCAGACGGGCAUGGCGGAGUAACAGCCGGACCGCAGAAGUGCUCAGCAGCAAGGAGCAGUGGGAAAAGCUGCAGACCAGCGAGGGCCAGCAGGGUCUGACGGCUGCUCUGGUGCUCUUAGGGGAAAGGAGUCGCUCGCCAUCCUCCCUCUCGCAGCUGCUGGACCGUGAAAGCCGGCUCUUCUCGACCCAGGAAUCCGUCCUGAUGAAAACCCGUAUGGUCGACUCCCUGCGGUCGCUACCUGAGGGAUCCUGCAAGUCACCCAGCCUCAGGUCACACCCCCAGACGCCCAGCCUGUCCCCGAGCGCUCCUCCCCCCCGUCUCCUCCUGAUCUCCUCUAGGAUACCUGCAUAUGAGAUGGUGCUGUCCGCUGCGCGGGGGGUGGUGGUGCCGUUGCUCUAUGACCACAGCGGGACCACACUGGAGGCUUUGCUGUCCCGGGUGGAGAGGUCCCUGCGGGGCAGGGGUGCUCAAAGCGUGGCCGUCCUGGCCGAAGGGGACGAGGGGCAAAUUAACCUGCUGCAAGGCUGCCCGGUGACACGGGACACCGUCCUCAAGCCAGACGUCAGGGAAUUCUGGGAGAAACUGGGGGGGUUGGUGGUGCCACCAGCCGAAGGAGGGAGUCUCUUCAUCUUUGCUCCUCUAGCAGCUUCAGGGACCGGGACGGAGCUCAUGGCAAAGCUCUCAUCCCUGACGGGCUUGAACAUCAGCGCACCCGUCGGGCUUGCAACCGGAUCAUACCAGAGCAUCCUUGGCGAAUGGGAGGGAGGGUCCGCGUUCCCGCCAUGGCUGUACUUCAGCGAGGCUCCGCUGUUGAGCUGGGCGAAGCAGGCGCGGUGGCUGGAGGAGGCCCUGGGGGCCCUCAGGGAGAACCUGGGGUCCCAGCUCAAGCAGCUGAGCCAGGAGAUGCGGGGACGUGCACUGGGCCAGUUUCUGGGGGACGCAGUUGUCCCAUCUGAGUUCCACGUCACUUCCGAGGUGACAGAAGCUGUAGCCGAGGGCCUGGAGACCCUGUCCGGAGAGAGAUGCGAGGAACCGCUUCAGUUCCUGGCAGCGUUCCUGCAGAGGAGGUGCGAGGAGGGCAGUGCGGAGAAGACCGACAAGGGGUUCCUCACGCAAAGCGGCAGAACCACUCCUGACUCGCACGGCAGCCCCGAUGGACGGACCGCCGCGUUCAGGGAGCUCGUCCGCAGCGAGGGGGUUUACGUGCGGCAGCUGCGAGCGGUUGCCCGGGUGUACCACGUCCCCCUCAGGGCUGCUCUUGACUCCAACCGUGCCAUCCUCAGUUCCGCCAAUGUCCUCAUGGUCUUCUCAUCUCUUUUGGAAAUCCUGGAGGUCAACAAGGUCUUCUUGGAGGAGCUGACCGAGAAGAUGGCGGAAUGGGAUCCGCUCCAAAGCGUGGGCGACGUCUGCCUCAAGCUCUGCUCCAGACUAAGGGCCUACACCAACUUCCUCAAGAACUACCCCACCAUCCUGCGGACCAUCGACAGGUGCCGGGAGAAGAUCCCAGCAUUCCGGGCCUUUCUGAAGAGACACGACAGAACGCUGGCCACCGGCAUGCUGAGCCUGCCGGAGCUCCUACUGCUGCCGUCGUCCCGCAUCGAGGAGUACGUCCCCCUGCUGCAGGCCCUCCUCCGGCACACUGCCCCGGAGCACCCCGACCGCCCCCAGCUGAGCACAGCGCUGGAUACCCUGAGCCACUACAGGGACUUUGUCCGUAAGGUAAAGCAGGGUGCGGACGGUGAAGCGAAGAUAUUGGAAACUCAGAGGCUGAUCCAGGGCUGCCCUAGCCUUCGGGAGGGAAACAGGCACCUGAUUGCGGUCCAGGAGGUGGCACUACUGAGCUGCCCGGACGUCCAGAUCGCCGUUUCUCUCAGGGUCUACGAGCACAUGGGGGACAUGGGCCUCUUCCUGUUCAACGACGUGCUGGUUCUCACACAGAGGAGCGUCUCUCACCUGCCCUUCAGCUACGCCCAGCGGACGUCACACACCUUCCUGGCCUCUGUGUUCCUGCGUGGCCUCGCCGUGCAUGACAUCACUGACACCAAGUAUGUGAAGAAUGCUUUUGUGUUGGAGGGCCCAAGGCAGAGGUGGACCUGUGCCACGGAUGAAGAGGGGGACAAGGUCACAUGGCUGUCUGCCUUGCACAGGGCCAUCAGUGCCACUGUCAGGGAGAGUUAGUGGCAUUUUAGGUAACAGGAACCAUCGAGC
Messenger RNA from Scleropages formosus (Asian bonytongue), 3530 nucleotides. It is a transcript of the gene ect2l, whose product is annotated as epithelial cell transforming 2 like. Lineage: Eukaryota; Metazoa; Chordata; Actinopteri; Osteoglossiformes; Osteoglossidae. Gene Ontology annotation, molecular function: guanyl-nucleotide exchange factor activity; protein binding. The record is from RefSeq and is a predicted model, not a curated record.